Molecule: messenger RNA, 594 nt
Organism: Caenorhabditis elegans
Lineage: Eukaryota; Metazoa; Nematoda; Chromadorea; Rhabditida; Rhabditidae
Gene: glb-1
Product: Globin-like protein
Exons: 2
Coding region: 7-486 (159 amino acids)
Biological process (GO): oxygen transport
Cellular component (GO): cytoplasm
Molecular function (GO): iron ion binding; oxygen binding; heme binding
Source: RefSeq, marked reviewed
AGAAAAAUGUCGAUGAACCGUCAAGAAAUUAGUGAUCUCUGUGUGAAGUCCCUUGAAGGACGAAUGGUUGGAACUGAGGCUCAAAACAUUGAGAAUGGAAACGCCUUCUACCGUUAUUUCUUCACCAACUUCCCGGAUCUUCGUGUCUAUUUCAAGGGAGCCGAGAAGUACACUGCAGAUGAUGUGAAGAAGAGUGAGAGAUUUGACAAACAAGGCCAACGUAUUCUUCUUGCGUGCCAUCUCCUUGCCAACGUCUACACCAAUGAAGAAGUCUUCAAGGGAUACGUCCGUGAAACCAUCAACCGUCAUCGUAUCUACAAAAUGGAUCCAGCUCUGUGGAUGGCAUUCUUCACUGUAUUCACUGGAUAUCUUGAAUCUGUUGGAUGUCUCAAUGAUCAACAAAAGGCCGCAUGGAUGGCACUUGGAAAGGAAUUCAAUGCUGAGAGUCAGACACAUCUCAAGAAUUCCAAUCUUCCACAUGUUUAAUAGAUCUGAAUGUUUUGAGCCUUUAUAUUGUAUUUGAAUGAGCUUUGAGUAUUAUAAUGAUUAUCUCUCUUGGAAACGUUUUUGUACAAAAUAAACAAAGUAUUUUGA